AUGGCCACAGGUCCAAGUCAGUUUGUGGAACUGAUAGGGGUGGACAUUCCAGAACAAGAAGACAUAAACAGAGACGUAUCACUAAAAUGCCUUUUUGAGCUCCAUCUUCCAGCUCUUCUGUAUUCUGUCAAGUGGUACAAAGAUGGAUCAGAGUUUUAUCGCUACCUUCCUGGGGAAACUCCACCUGCACAGGCUUUCUCCUUGCCUGGAAUUUCUGUUAAUUUGUCACACUCAGAUGAACAUGAAGUUCUGCUUCAGUCUCUACAGAUUGUUAGCUCUGGGAUGUACUUGUGUGAAGUUUCAACAGAGGCACCAUUUUUCCACACUGUAUCUGGUUAUGGAAUUCUUACAGUUAUUG
Messenger RNA from Cryptotermes secundus, 358 nucleotides. RefSeq lists its product as uncharacterized. The record is from RefSeq and is a predicted model, not a curated record. NCBI's taxonomy places the organism in Eukaryota, Metazoa, Arthropoda, Insecta, Blattodea, Kalotermitidae. The annotation marks the transcript as partial. The transcript is spliced from 3 exons.